Molecule: messenger RNA, 4428 nt
Organism: Anopheles moucheti
Lineage: Eukaryota; Metazoa; Arthropoda; Insecta; Diptera; Culicidae
Product: ataxin-2 homolog
Exons: 5
Coding region: 243-1028 (261 amino acids)
Biological process (GO): mesoderm morphogenesis
Cellular component (GO): extracellular region
Molecular function (GO): heparin binding; growth factor activity
Source: RefSeq, a predicted model, not a curated record
UCCAGCUUUCCAGUGUCAAAAAACCGUGUGUUUGUGAGUGAUUGCUAAUGUGCUUACUGUCCACCAAGGCAGGCUAAACAAACGGUGAACGUGCCCAGAACUUAACAGUGACGGACAACCUCUGUUUGCAGAGAUACAUCUUUUUAGACAAAAGUUCCAAUUUCUUAUCGGUGGCAUCUUUGACCGUUUUGAGUAAACGGACCAGCAGCAGAAAUCAACCGAAACCCCGCACCGUAACGAAGAUGAAUAUUCUGGUAAUAUCAUUUCUGGCCGUGGUGUCGCUGACAACCUUCCCGACCCAAACGUACUGCACGCCGGCCGCAUCCAGCAGUGGCACGCACGAUCCGAAGAAAUCGGUCGCCGCCGCCGAAGCCGCCCAGCCGGUCAACGAUAAUGGGCUGAAGGAGAUCUGGCAGGAGGACGACCGGGAGGUGCUGAUCCGCAACGAGCGUGGCACCAAGAACGGAGGCAGCGCGGCCGCCGGUAAGAAGCCCCACAAGAAAGAGAAACUUUCCCCUUACAGCUCCUCGCACCAGCGGCAUCAAGACCAGCAGCAGCAACAGCAGCAGCAGCAGCUCCAGCAACAGAAACAGGAACAACAGCAGCAGCUCGGUACGGGAAGCCGCAAAGGCCAGAAAAAGGUGAAACCGACUGACGCGACCAGAACUGAGCCGGCAGCGAACUCCCAGUGCCGCUACACCAAGGGACCGUGGACCGAGUGUGACGCUACCACCAACAAACGUUCCCGAACCCUUUCGCUGAAAAAGGGCGAAUCGUCCUGCGUUCAGACCCGUACCAUUGAGAAGAAAUGCAAAAAAGCCUGCCGUUACGACAAGGGUGCCUGGUCCGAUUGCGACACGAACGGACAGAUGUCCCGCACGGACAGCCUGAAGCAGUCCAGCGAUACCACCUGCCAGACGACGAGAGUGGUCAACAAAAACUGCAACCAGGGCAAGUCCAAAGACAAACAGAACAAACCACCGAAGGCUGAGAAGAAGGAGAAAGGUGUCCGUAAAAAUCGCCAGUAAAUGCACAACUGCACAUGCCAUCAACAAUUCUACUUCUCAGUUCUCUGAUCGGUGCAACGGCGACACAGCAGCACGGUAAAAUGCUGAUCCUUCCACCCCACGGUCCCAGGAUCGCACGGCAUCGGUUGCAUCUUCUUGGAUUAAAUUAACGCAGCGUAACGGAACCAAAUCUUAAGGCAAGAUUGGCGUCACCCCUCCAUAAUUUGUCACUUACUACUGCGAUGGAAAAAGAAAAAAAAGAUGUUUUUUAUGUGUUUUGUGCAAACUAAACUUCCCUCCCAAAUGGAGACGCAUUGUUUUCCACGCCACCGUACCUCGGUUUCCCACCCAUUCCCCUCUUUCUUCGUGGACGGUGCUGGGUUCGGUAGCGUUAUUUAUUAAGCAGUUUUGCCGAGAGCAUUAUCAUUCACACAAACAGACUAACAAACACACACACACAACGCUCGAACUCAACGGAAUACACAAACAACAAAACAAAUGCAAACAAAACUACAUACAGCCUAGCAUUAGUGGCAAAAACAAAAGAGUUUUACACGUAACGAUUAGUCGAUGGUGUGAAGAUUAUUAAGUAAUUGCAUUACAUACGUGGUACGAUUCUCAGUGCCAAAAUGACACAGUUUUCACAACUUUACUGGCAGCAAACAGUGCAACAGACUCGAUCGACACACUCGUUUCGGAUGAUUUCCGUAAAGCUAAACAAAUGAAAUAAAAAAAAAGUGUUUAUACGCAGAAACUAACCCUCAAAGGGAAAGGUUCGACGCUUCGGCUGUAUACUGAGGGUUACACUUUAUUGUUAAAUAGGUGGUUCAGUUUGAAAGAUUCUCUCGCUCCCUAUCACGGGAGGUGAUCAAACAACACAAAAUCAGGAAUAAAAUAAAAAUAAUAAACACACUCACACAGCUACGCCAUUGCGACCGGCGAAAGAGAAAAUAAACAGACCCCAUUAUACAUGAUCAACCUCAAAUUGCAUGCAGCCGUAUGCAACAGGUCGAAAGACUGCAGCCUAAAAGCAUCUAAUCGAUCCCCGAGUUUAAGCGCAUCGAGACAUUCGUCAAAUGUGUCCAGCCCUUUCCAAACAACAAAAAAAAACGGUUCACGAUGAUCAAGUAUCGUUUAGUAUGUGUGUGUGUGUGUAAGUGUAAGAAAGCGAAUAUUUUGCAGAUAAAUAAAAACAAGACAAAACAAAUGAAAGCAACAACAGAAAAAGUUUCAUCGUUCAGAAGUAUAAACAAAAGUAUUAAAAAACGGAAAGCAACUCAGACAGACACAAUCAAAGAGCGGUGUAACAUAGAAGAAGAGAAAAGGAAAACAAAAACAAACAGCACACAUCAAAAGGGAAAACGAGGAAGAAAUAGUAUAUACACAGCUAUACACACUACAAGCAAAACAGACGAACAGAACCCUUUUUCGACCGCUCCUUCGUAGUUCCUUGUAGCGAAAUUUAUCGACAAUGAUGGAAUAUCCUUACGCACUUUCAUGGACACUGGCAAACGAGGUGAUUUUUUUUUAAAGUUCUCUGUUAUGCUGAUGCAGAGUGCCAAAAAAAACCGAUACUGCAGUAGCAACAAACAUCGGAAUUAAAUGCAGCGUUAAAUCCUUUCUCUUGAUCGCAUCAACUAACACGAAUAAACUAAACAUCUCGUCGUUCCGUUUUUGUAGGAGAAACAUUUAAAAAAACGAAGCAAAAGGGAGAGAAGAAUAACAUACACAACAAAAAAAAGUUAAUAAAAUCCAUUUACAUGCAGCAUAGGCAUAGGCAAAUCUAAACCGUGUAAUGCAAUACGUUUCCGUAGGCGAACUCUCUUCGGGAAGUUGGUAUCAUUUUCCUUCCGUUGCACAUGCUCUGCGCGUACAGAUGGUACCAGUUGUACCGUUCAUCUUUCUGCUGUUUGUUGAACAUUUUAACAUAGAUUAAGCACACACACGCUGACAUUAACGCAAACACACGUACACGUAAAUAUUGGAACCGAAGGCCAGGCUAAACCAUGGCGCCAUUUUUCACGAAGAAAGAAUCGACCGAGAAUGGAACGGAGGGAAAGGUAAUACACGCUGGAUGGGGCAUGAAGCUGCAAUACUGCAUGCGCACUUUCCAUCACUAAUCGCCGUAAGCUGCUGUGGUCUUGUACUAUCUUGUAUGUUUGAUGUACUCAUCUCGAAAGUAAACCGAUUAUCGAUAGCAAGUUAAGAAAUAUUGUGCGUAUGCGAAGGCCGAACGUCAGGAAAGAAAAAAAAACCCACAAAACAAAAGGAAAGGACUGUUUAUUAAAUGGCGUCCAACAGUCCAUCAGCAAAAGUACUCACAGAAACAUUCGCAAAAAAAACACAAAAAAACCGUUGAAAGUUCAUUCGUUGCUGUUCCUUCCAAGGAUAACAAACAAGGAUAAUAAAAUGGAAAAUUUUAAACGGGAAUGAAGCAAACGAACAUAAUAAUAAGUGUGUUGUCAGUUGUAGAGAGCGCUCCUCAAUUAAAAAUUCAAUAACAACAGAAAAGAAUACAGAUUAAACUACUAAUGAAAAUAGCGAAGAAGUAUAACAGAGCCGCCAAGUAAUAGAAAAAAGUGGAAAUGCAACAGUUGGAAAACCAAAACCAUUAACAGAAUGUAAAGGCCAAUAUAAAUUAGAUAAAUAUAUAUAUACACACACACAAACACACACAACUACAGACAGAAGGAGUAACAGAAUGAAGAACAAAGAAAACAACGGUCAGCUUCAACUGAAGAUGGCAAGCAGGCGGUAGUUCACACUUAACUAGGAAGCAAAAAAAAACAAACAAAGGAAGAGAAACUUAUACAGAUAUUCUUAGCAAUUAACAAUUAAACAGUAAAACAAAGCAGACGGAACAGUUCAAAAGCGAAGGCAAAGAUAUCCACAAUUUCAAGCUUAACUUUUUUACGAAUUGUGUGUUGGAUUGGUUUUGCAUGUUUUUCCGUUUCUAAAUUGCAUCGCUUCAACGUUCGAAAUGUGUUAACGGUUCGGUAUGGAACACAAUUGGAAUCAUGUGUUUGGAAUUGAAAAACAACAACUGUAAGCGACUAUUAACGUUUUGUGAUUAAUGUUUCAUUCAUUACACUCGUAAAUUAGCAAGUAAAUUUUGUGAUUUUGUAUCGAUCUUUUUUUUACUACCCGGGCAAGUGUGGCUCGUUUACAGCAAACAGCAACAUACAUAACUGUCAACCGCUCUUCGUUAAUCGUUUUCUUCCGUAUUAUUGAGCGUACGGGGUAUAAAUUAUAUAGAAACAAACAACACACAAAAUACAAUAACUGUAGCAUAAACAAUAGAAACAUAUUACACACAAACACACACGCACAGAGAUCGAGCGAGUCGGCCAGCAGCAGCAGAAACAUGAAAAUUCAAAUAUCAAAUUUCUUAAUAAAACAUAUUCUUUUGUGAUAUGUUGUA